AUGGCGGAGCAAAGGCCCGCCGCUGCAGCUCAGGCAUCAGACGACGGCGCUUCCGCCUCUCCGCCCCCAACCCUGCCCCUGUCCCUCGUCCAGCCCUCCAAGAAGAAGAAACGCAAAUCCGCCAAAGUUUUCCGCGUCAUCGGAUCCGUUUUCCGCUCCUUCCCCAUCAUUACCCCGGUCUGCAAGCUGCCAUCCCUCCCCGGAAGCGGUGGCCCCUUCUCAGAGAGCCGACGAGGCCCCUCCCGCGAGAUCAUCACCGGCACCCUCUUCGGCUACCGCAAGGGCCGGGUGAGCCUCUCCAUCCAAGAGAACCCCCAGACCCUACCGACGUUGGUGCUGGAGUUGGGCAUGCAAACCAACGUGUUGCAGAAGGAGAUCGGCUCCGGCAUGGUGAGGAUCGCUCUGGAAUGCGAGAAGCGGCCGGAGAAGGACAAGAUGAAGCUGGCCGACGAGCCCUUGUGGACGAUGUUCUACAACAGCAAGAACGUCGGCUAUGGCGUGAAGAGAGAGGCUUCGGAGGAGGACUUGCGGAUUAUGGAGCUUCUCAAGGCCACCUCCACCGGAGCCGGUGUGGUUCCGGGAAAGAUUGACGUGGAGGGGCCGGACGGCGAGAUGGCGUACAUGCGAGCCCGGUUCGAGAAGAUGGUGGGGUCCAAAGACUCCGAGACUCUGUACAUGAUGAGCCCUGAAGGGAACAAUGGGCCAGAGCUAAGCAUUUUCUUUGUAAGGAUUUGA
Diospyros lotus (date-plum) is the source of this 735-nucleotide messenger RNA. RefSeq names its product protein MIZU-KUSSEI 1. The coding region runs from base 1 to 735 and encodes 244 amino acids. The transcript has a single exon. Gene Ontology annotation, biological process: hydrotropism. Lineage: Eukaryota; Viridiplantae; Streptophyta; Magnoliopsida; Ericales; Ebenaceae. The record is from RefSeq and is a predicted model, not a curated record.